Cladocopium goreaui is the source of this 1878-nucleotide messenger RNA. NCBI's taxonomy places the organism in Eukaryota, Dinophyceae, Suessiales, Symbiodiniaceae. The record is from the annotation of a GenBank genome assembly.
AUGGAUUCUGCAUCUGUGAUUUACACCCCCCAGGAUGUUGCCAACCGCCUACGUGACAAACUGUCGCCAGUUUUUCAAGCUCGUGGGAUCGAAUUGAGUGUGGAGAUUGUGGGAACAGUUCGGCAGUGGACUGAGAUUGUCCCUGAUGCAGUGACCUUCAAAAACGCAUAUCGUGUUCGCAAGCUUGAUGAUGAAGACCUUGAGAAAGAGCAAACUCCUGUUCCACAUUCUUUUAUCUUCACCAAACGAUCCAGUUUGCCAAAUUGUGGUCACGGAUUGAACCUCGCAGAACGUGCGCCUGUGGCAAUGCGAUCUCGAGAUGAGGUUACUGCCAGGGAGGACCUUUUUUGUUUGAAGAAGGAGAUGUCUUCGACUGAACUUUCACAGGAUCCAUUGCUUGUUUGGCCAGCGAGCCUUCACAGGCAAUCAGAAAGGUUCCUUCAGAUUGCAAAUGAAACAGACAAGGUCCAAGUCUCCACCUUGGACAAUGAGAGAAAGAAUGACAUCCGGAGGUUGGCAAAUGCGCUGCAACGAGACUUCCCUCAUAUGGAUAGGGCCAUCAGAUGGUACAAAUCUCUUUUGGGGGAUGAAAGACCUGCAGAGCCUUACACCCAGCUUACCUUUCUGAGGAACAUUGCUUUUCAAGCCCAUUUCGGAGAAUUUCUUCAGCACGGGUACCGCAGUGGCAUGGGAUCAGUAGAGACCAAAUUUGAUCAUGGAUUUGGAACGCGUGAGAUCGCACCUUUUUCUGUCAAAUUUGUGGAUGGGCAAGCAAAAGUGCUCAUCAUGCUCAGCAUUGUGGCCUACUGUGUGGAACUGGAGUUUGGUGAGCAGGAACUCAAAGACCCAAUGCUGGCCAAGGUCUUGAACUCGUUCCGAUCCAUCAAGUGCAGCUUUGAGUUCUACGAGAAUGCAGCGCAUCAUUUUUUGCACAGCUUGAAAACGGGCUAUGUGACAGCAGAGAAGCUUACGCCAAGUCCAAUUACAAUUUGUGCUGACAUCAAGCAAGCCAUCGCACUGGAGCGUCGCAACGGAGGAGCAAAGCUUCCCCUCAAGGAUGUCUUGGCCAAAGUCAUUGCCCAGUACAACAGGAUGGUGACCAUUAAGCGCCAUCGGAUUGAAAGUGGUCGCCGUGCUCUCAUCUACAACUUGCUUCGGGGCCCAGCUGAUCUAAUGGCUCUCCUGCACAAGCACUAUGAUGAUUUCCGGCAUGAAUCUUCAGGAGUGCCGCAUGAGGUUUUGUCUCUUGACUUCUGGGUGCCCGGUGUAUCCUCGCGAGCAGAACUGGAACGGUUCCGUGGGAAGAAGCUCUUUCAAACGAUCCUGGCAACGACUGAGCUCACUUGCAUGACAUACUUCGCAAGGGCAACCGUUGACUUUGCAAAGAAAGUGGCCAAAGAAGCUACAACCAAAGCAAAGAAGCUAUGCCAACUGACCGAAGAGCAACACGCUGCCUUGCAUGACAUAUCGUGCUUGUGGCUGUGGCUGCGGAAGCAAAUGGAAACUGAAUUUCCUGGCGAUGUUAUUUCUCGUCACGAUGAGCUCUUUGCGAAUGGGCAUCUGGACAAUGAUCUUCAUGCCAUUAUGAAGAGCGGCGAGGAGUUUCAGUGGGACCGGGUGCCAUUUGUGCUGGAAGCCACUGGCAAGACUAUGGACUCGUACAUGUCUGAGCAUCAAGACCGCAGUCGCAACGCGUUGCAAAAGGCAGCAGAGGCAUCCUUCCUAGCAUGGUGUGAAGAACUCAAGGCCGAUCAAGCUCAAUUUCUUUCUGAGAAAAUUUUGUGUCUUGGCUGCGCGAUUUGCAACACAUAUUAUAGAAAACUUUUACAUCCAACGGUUUUUGAGAGAAGUUAUGCCAAGAUCACCCAAAAUAAGUGA